AUGCUCCCGGUGUCACAAUAUGGGCGAAAGACCCAGAUGUCUGUACCAAAAUCCCAGAGUGGCAGAGUAUUUUUCUGUUUGAUUUUAGGUCUUAUCAACAUUCCGGCUGUGGCCUUUGGAAUAUUCUCAGGAGGACUGAUCAUGAAAAAGUUCAGAAUCAAUGUCCUGGGAGCUGCAAAACUUUCCUUGGGAUCAUCUUUCUUUGGUUACCUUUUGCUCCUUUCAUUAUUUGCAAUGGGCUGUGAGAACUCAGAUGUGGCUGGGCUAACUGUGUCCUAUCAUGGAACCAAACAGAUAACUCAUUAUGAGCAAGGUCUGUUUGCAGAGUGUAACUCAGGCUGCAUAUGUUCCAAAAAUGACUGGGAUCCUAUAUGUGGGGAAAAUGGAAUUACCUACAUUUCUGCUUGUCUUGCCGGAUGUCAGGCAUCCAACGGAAGUGGAAAAAGCACUGUAUUUUAUAACUGCAGCUGUGUGGGAAUUUUAGAAUCUUCUUCAAGAAGCUCCUCAGCCGUGGUGGGACCAUGCCAAAAAGGAAAGGAAUGUCCAAAAAUGUUUCUGUAUUUUCUGGUAGUAUCAGUUAUCACUUCAUAUACUUUGUCAGUAGGUGGCACACCUGGAUACAUACUACUUCUAAGGUGCAUUAAGCCACACCUGAAAUCAUUUGCACUUGGGAUCUAUACCCUGGCAGUAAGAGUGCUGGCUGGAAUUCCAGCCCCUGUGUAUUAUGGAGUGGCAAUAGAUACCACUUGCCUGAAAUGGGGAAGCAAAAGAUGUGGGGGAAGAGGAGCAUGUAGACUGUAUGAUUCAAGGGCACUCAGAUAUGUAUAUCUUGGACUGACUUUGGUGUUGGGCACCAUGUCCAUUUUCUUCAGCAUUGCAGUCCUUUGGAUCCUAAGGAAAAGGUCCACUCCACAAGACGAGACCAUCUCAGCCAGCAGAAGAGGCACUGGUUUGACAAAGAAGAGGAAAGAUAAUUUUGUCAAUAGUGACCAUCUAAUUCAGACAACUUACUGGCCAGAAAAGGAAACUAGACUUUAAGCAGAUUGAGAUUUUGACAGUGACUUUAUCUAGUGACUGGUUUUCCAGAUAAAAAAUGAUCAUUGAAG
Molecule: messenger RNA, 1106 nt
Organism: Tinamus guttatus (white-throated tinamou)
Lineage: Eukaryota; Metazoa; Chordata; Aves; Tinamiformes; Tinamidae
Source: RefSeq, a predicted model, not a curated record